UUUUUCUUAAAAAAAUAGGUUUAUUGGUAUUAUUUUUUUAUUCGUAAUGGACGCUUUUAAAAGUCUUCAUUCAAUCAGCCUUAAUAAGCCAUUUUCGAGUAUUUCACCAUUUGCAAAGAGGACGGCGCAGCUUGUGCGUCAGACUAUUGGAACAGCGGAUAAUUUGACAGAGCUUCCGGAGGAAUAUUUAGAAUUGGAACGCUAUGUUGAUCAACUUAAAGUAGUUUAUACUAAGCUUUUGUCUGUUACAUCGACAUAUGACAACGAGUCUUAUGAUUAUCCAGCAAAUCUUCGAGAAACAUUUAGCGAGUUUUCAAAGUCAAUUCAGGAAAAAGUUCAGAAUUUGGCGACAGCACAUUCAGCUACGGAGGUCCAAGCAGCAUUUUUAAAACCUACAAGUAAAGGUGUUUCAAAAACAUUGCCUCAUGCUCUCUCUAGGGCGGCUAUGUCAUGUUCUGAGCAGUUGGAUGAUUCAAACCCAUUGAAAGAUGUUUUAAUGAUCUAUGCAGAUGCGCAAGACAAAAUUGGUAAUUCUCGUUUAAAGCAAGAUUCGCGGAUAUCUGAGUCUUUUAAUGGAUAUCUCACUUCAAAUUUGGCCACAGUUUUUAGUUGCGCAGCUAAAGCCAGAAAAAAUGUUAAUAUCAGGCGCAUAGAUCUCGAUUCAUUCAAAUCAUCUGCAAAAACAGUAAAACCUGAAAAACAUGAGCAGUUAUGCCGUGAUAUUGAGCAUGCAGAAGAUGUCUUUGUAACUGCAGUUGAAGAAGCGAUACAAAUCAUGAAAAAUGCUUUAGAGAUUCCAGAAUUGAUUUUACAAUUCAGAGAAUUUGUGGAUGCUCAACUCUGUUUUCACAAGGAAGCUUAUGAGAUUUUAUUAAACUUGUCUGAACGUCUAUCAAAAAUGUAAUAUCAUAAAAUUUUGAUAUGAUAUUUCUAAAAAAAAAUGUGG
Messenger RNA from Pneumocystis murina B123, 946 nucleotides. RefSeq lists its product as hypothetical. Gene Ontology annotation, cellular component: cytoplasm. The transcript has 9 exons. The coding region runs from base 47 to 904 and encodes 285 amino acids. The record is from RefSeq and is a predicted model, not a curated record. Gene Ontology annotation, molecular function: protein binding. Lineage: Eukaryota; Fungi; Ascomycota; Pneumocystomycetes; Pneumocystales; Pneumocystaceae.